This is a messenger RNA of Penicillium argentinense, 1107 nucleotides long. RefSeq names its product Gfo/Idh/MocA family protein. Lineage: Eukaryota; Fungi; Ascomycota; Eurotiomycetes; Eurotiales; Aspergillaceae. Bases 1 to 1107 code for a protein of 368 amino acids. The record is from RefSeq and is a predicted model, not a curated record. Gene Ontology annotation, molecular function: nucleotide binding. The transcript is spliced from 3 exons.
AUGGCAUUUGUCCGCGAUCUCCUCCGCGAUCCCAAGGCCCGCGAUGCCGCAGACAUCGCGCACCAAGUCGUCGCCGUCGCCUCAUCUUCCUCGAAGGACAAAGCUGACAAGUUCAUCACGGCCAACGGUAUCCCUGCUCCCUGCGCCGCAUACGCCACCUAUGAGGAACUCGUGGCAGACCCCAACGUCGACGUGGUCUACGUCGCUACGCCCCACUCCCACCACUUCCAGAAUGUGAUGCUGGUUCUGGAAGCUGGUAAGAAUGUUCUUUGCGAGAAGGCUUUCACCGUCAAUGCCGCCCAGACGAAGAUCCUGUGUGAAACUGCGCGCAAGAAGAACCUUUUCCUGAUGGAGGCUGUGUGGACUCGCUAUUUCCCGCUCAGUGUGCAGGUACGCCAGCUGAUUCAGAAUGGUGAGAUUGGUGAGGUCCUUCGUACAACGGCCGAUACCAGCUUCGGUGAUGAUGUGGAGGAGAGGUGGGGGACUACUCACCGGAUGGUGAAUCCUGAUCUUGCUGGUGGAUGUCUUCUGGAUUUGGGAAUCUACUCUCUCACCUGGGUCUUCCAGACUCUCUACCACACGCUGCCCAAGGACCAGAGAAAGGCUCCUACUGUCGUCUCACAAAUGACCCCUUACCACGCCACUGGCGCUGACGAGUCCACGACGAUUUUGCUGAACUUCCCAACUAGCACUCCCUCCAACGGCCCGCACCCGAAGCAUUCGCACGGUGUGGCUAUGACCAAUCUUCGUGUUGCUGCGGACCCUGACGAGAAAGGUACUACGGGUGCGAAUAUUCGCAUUCAGGGCACCAAGGGUGAAAUUCAGGUCUUUGGAAACCCUUUCCGCCCUAUGCGGUACCGCAUCAUCCCCAAGAAGGGUGCUGGUGAGGUUCGCGACGUUGAGUUCCCCAUUCCAUCAGAGGGUCACGGUAUGUUCUGGGAGGCAGAUGAGGUGGCGCGUUGCCUGAGAGAUGGAAAGUUGGAGAGCGAGGGCCUUCCGUGGGAGGAGAGCAUUGUUAUUAUGGAGGUAAUGGAUGAAGUGCGAAAGCAGGGUGGUUUGACUUAUCCCCAGAAGAUUGAGUCAACCGAAUAUCCGCUGCAGCUGUAG